AUGCGGUUGGCCGGCUGGGUGGUGGAUGAUCAUGCUGUCCGAGGAGCUGUUUGGCUGAGCAGGGAAUGGUUAUGGCCGUGGGGUUCUCACACAUAUGCUUUGGCAGUGGUAACAGCUGAGACAGGGCUUCUGGAAAAAUUGACAUUCUUGCAAACCAGAGGAGAUGUAUUGAGACGUUGCACCGAGUCAAUGGUUGUGAACGGUUUAGGACUUGGAUUGGCCCUUCUGAGUGGUAUUGUAAUAUUAGCAGCAGUUUUACCAAAGCAUGAAGCUCCACACUUUAAGAUGAUGUACACAAACAACAAAUGCUUGUCUUCUCAGUAA
Molecule: messenger RNA, 324 nt
Organism: Coffea eugenioides
Lineage: Eukaryota; Viridiplantae; Streptophyta; Magnoliopsida; Gentianales; Rubiaceae
Product: probable transmembrane ascorbate ferrireductase 4
Exons: 2
Coding region: 1-324 (107 amino acids)
Molecular function (GO): oxidoreductase activity
Source: RefSeq, a predicted model, not a curated record